This is a messenger RNA of Vigna radiata var. radiata (mung bean), 3215 nucleotides long. Its product is annotated as RNA-binding protein 28. The record is from RefSeq and is a predicted model, not a curated record. Lineage: Eukaryota; Viridiplantae; Streptophyta; Magnoliopsida; Fabales; Fabaceae. Gene Ontology annotation, molecular function: RNA binding. The transcript is spliced from 19 exons. Bases 147 to 2999 code for a protein of 950 amino acids.
CCUGGUUUACUUGUUCAAAAGUUAGAUUGCAAAUUGCAACCCCUAACACAGACCCAGCUCAAUACUGCACUCCUUUCUCUGCCUCAGAUACUAGAAUUUUUUGGUGAGAAAGGAAGAAGAAGAAGAAAAAGAGGCUGUGAAGAGAGAUGGGAAAGAAGAACAAAGUGAAGGAGAAUGGAGGCAAAGAGCACUGCCCCUCUACACUUUUUGUCUCCAACUUACCCUAUUCCUUUUCCAAUUCUCAGUUGGAGGAGACGUUCAGUGAGAUUGGACCUGUGAGGCGUUGCUUUAUGGUCACACAGAAAGGGUCAGCGCAGCAUCGUGGUUUCGGUUAUGUCCAAUUUGCUGUUGAGGAAGAUGCCAAUCGUGCUAUUGAGCUGAAGAAUGGUAUGUCUGUUGAAGGCCGUAAAAUUGGAGUGAAGCAUGCAAUGCCUCGUCCAACUCGUGAGAAACGAAAUUCAAAACCAAAUAAAGCUGGAACACCAGAUGAUCUUGUGAAACCAAAAGGUGAUGAUGUAAACGACAGUAAAUCAUCUGGAACAGAGAAGCAUGUUUCAGUUUUGAAGGAAGAAGUACAAGUCACAAGUAAACAAAAAAAAAAGAACCCAAUGGAAACGAAAAAAUCAGCUCUUUGUAAUGAUGUCGCAGAUGAUGGUGGUUGCUCAGAAAAACAGAGGGUUUCUAGAACUGUUAUAUUUGGUGGCCUCAAGGAUUCUGAUAUGGCUGAAGAAGUUCACAGCCAAGCCAGAGAGAUUGGCACUGUGUGUUCCAUUAACUACCCUCUUUCAAGAAAAGAUCUUGAGAAACAUGGUCUCAUGCAAGAUGGCUGUACCAUGGAUGCCUCGUCUAUACUUUAUACAAGUGUAAAAUCAGCUCGACUUUCUGUUGCAAUGUUGCACAAAAAAGUGAUAAGAGGAGAAACAAUUUGGGCCCGCCAAUUGGGUGGAGAGGGCUCCAAGACUCAGAAAUGGAAGCUUAUUGUCAGAAACCUUCCUUUCAAGGCAAAAGAUACUGAAAUAAGCGAUAUGUUUUCAUCUGCUGGAUAUGUGUGGGACGUAUUUAUUCCACAAAAGUCAGACACAGGUCUGUCUAAGGGCUUUGCAUUUGUAAAAUUCACCUGCAAGCAAGAUGCAGAAAAUGCCAUUCAAAAGCUGAAUGGGUCGAAGUUUGCAAAACGAGUCAUAGCUGUUGAUUGGGCUGUUCCAAAGAAGAUAUUUAGUAGUGAUAUGAAUGAUACUCGUGCUUCAGAGAAAGAAGAAGUCUUGAGUGAUGAAGAUAGUGAUGAGGAGGAUGUGGAGCUUGUUGAUAAAAGAUCUGGCCAAGGAGAUGAUAAUGAUACAAACCACUCUAGUGCCAUGGUGGAAGAGGGAGCUCCUCCUGAAGAUAAUUUUGAUAAGGAGGCAGACGUUGCAAGAAAGGUUCUUAACAACUUGCUUGGAUCCUCAAGCAAAGGAACAUCUGAGAACAAUGAUUCUAUUUUGUCCAAAGAAAACAAAGAGUCAAGACCUGAUGAAGUUGUUAAGGAUGCGGAUGGAAAAGUAUCUGAUGACAUGGAAAAGGUUUCAGGUGCUUCUAAGCCUGACAUUUCCAGCAUAAACAAUUUAUCUAGUCCUAAGGGAACAGAAGAAGAUUUGCAGAGAACAGUUUUUAUAAGUAAUCUUCCCUUUGAAUGUGAUAAUGAAGAAGUAAAACAACGAUUUGCUGGGUUUGGAGAAGUAGAAUACUUUGCUCCUGUUCUUCACCAAGUUACCAAGCGACCAAGAGGAACCGGUUUUCUAAAGUUUAAAACUGUAGAAGCAGCUAAUGCUGCAAUUUCAGCUGCUAUUGCUGCUUCCGGGACAGGUAUUUUGCUGAAGGGUAGACUGUUGAAAGUUUUAAAGGCUUUGGAUAAGAAAUCAGCACAUGACAAGGAACUGGAGAAAGCAAAAAAUGAGGUUAAUGACCACCGGAAUCUUUACUUGGCAAAGGAGGGACUUAUUCUUGAGGGAACUACAGCUGCUGAAGGGGUUUCAGCCAGUGAUAUGUUAAAACGCCAAGAGUUGGAGAGAAAAAAGAAGACAAAGCUUCAAUCUCCAAAUUUUCAUGUUUCAAGAACUAGACUCAUUAUCUACAACUUACCCAAGUCAAUGAAUGAGAAAGAACUCAAGAAGCUUUGCAUUGAUGCAGUCAUCUCCAGAGCUACCAAGCAAAAACCUGUAAUUCGGCAGAUAAAGUUUUUGAAAAAUGAUAAGAACGGAAAGGUAGCUCAAGAACGCUAUUCACGGGGAGUUGCCUUUGUUGAAUUUUCUGAGCAUCAGCAUGCCCUUGUGGCUCUGAGAGUUCUCAACAAUAAUCCUGAAACAUUUGGUGCUGAACAUCGACCAAUCGUGGAGUUUGCUCUUGAUAAUGUUCAAACACUUAAACUUCGGAAGGCAAAGCUGCAAUUUCAGCAGCAGGCUCCUCAAGAUGACAACAAUGACAUGGAAAAUGACAAACCUGGCAAGAAAGAAGAUCACAGAGAGGACAGAAAACGAAAGUCUAGAGAGCAUGGUGAACCGACAAAGGAAGCAGUAGUGAAUUCAAAUGGUGAAUCAGGUGAUACACUGGCAAAUGGAAAAUCCAAAAGACAGAAAGGCAACAAAAAGAGCAAAAGGGCACUGAAAGAAAAUCCAGAAGCCUUGUCCAUGAAGCCAAAGAAUAACCAAAAUGGCCAGAAAAAUGGUGGUGCAUCAGUUGAAGAUCAAAACACUGCUGCUUCCACUAACAGAAGAAAAUCAGGAAAGAAAGAUGAUGAUACUGGGUUUAGAAAAAGAAAGAUGCAGAAUCAAGAACAAGAAGCAGGGCAUAAGGUGGUUUCUAAGAAACGGCCUAAGAAGAAUAAAGAUUCAGUAGGGAAGGACGUAGUAGACAAGCUUGACAUGCUAAUAGAACAAUAUAGAUCCAAGUUCUCACACAAAGGUUCCCAAGAUAAUGGAGAGAAAAAGCCUUCAAAACAGCUUAGGAAAUGGUUCCAAUCAUAGUUACUUUUUCUUUUUGGUUCAUAUGAAUUUUGUUACCUGUAUUAUGUUCUUACUGCCUUAGAAAAAGUUUAAGCAAUGUAACAUUAGUUGCACCAUAUCUUAUGUUGUUUUUCCUUUUUGUCCCUACCAAGAUUUCAAAUGCUGAUAAUUUUUCUGGAAUUUUUUGCUGUUUGUGUUUGAGGAACGUGUAUGCAAAAUAUCUAACAGAUUAAACCA